GGUGAAACUUUCGGACUGCACAUGUUUCCUGACGAUGAACAAUAAGGGAGGUCCAAGCUUUCUCCAAGCUUUCUCCAGACUCUCGUCUCGUCCUUUCGCGAACCACAACUUCAAAAACUAGUUACAGAACAUAACCAUCUACUAAGGAAUGCUCUUAUAACAAUACUUUACAAUCUUUGAUCAAUAACUUACCAUCAACAGCACUAACUCAAGUUAAACUCACAAGAUGUCUACCCCAGCGGCGAAACGUCGUCGAAUUGAAGCUGCAAGUACUCUCCAAAAACCCUUUCGAUCACCUUUCAAGACCCCAUUCAAAUCUCCUCUGAUUAAGGGCUCUCCAAAUACUCGAGCUUCCACUGCCGCCGCUGCAGCUUCCACUCCCUCACUCUCCAAGACUUCGACUUCUUACCCUGUCGUGAGCAUUCCAUCUCCAAAUACUGCGAUUCGCACCAAGAAAUCCUUCACAUCGCCCAUUUCAGCAGCAGUUAUUAAUGCUGACCCGGAUAUUGCGCCACUACUAAAGGAGCAGAGGGAAUUAGAGAAUCUGUUGAAGGAAGUGAAGGAGAAACUGGAUACGGCAGAACAGGCGAAGAAGAUUGAGAGGGGUAGUAAAGCUAAAGAUGAAAAUGGAAGUGGAGAGAUUGAUGGGGAGUUGGUAGAUUUGUGUGAGAAGUGGAGAAGCGCGAGUAGAUUGGCAGCAGAAGAGCUAUUUGGGCAGGUUAGAGAUAGGGUUAAUAGGAUGGGUGGACCAAGAGCUUGGAAGGAAAUGCAAAAGAAACAACAUGAAUACCAAAACAAUUGGGAUCAAGAUGAAGCCAAUAAUAAUGGUAACAAUAACUCUGAUGAUGAGGAAGAGGAGAGUAAGGACAAAGAAAAACGAGACCUCUAUGCAGAAUAUAGCAUUGACCCCGAAACGGAGAAUGAGAAAGCACAGAGAGCGCCAGGUCUCGGAGACACUGGAGAGAAUCCCGGAGAGGAAGAUGAAUUUACAAUGGCAAUGAUGCUGAGAACAUUAAAUGUAGAUUUAGCGGUGAUUGGGUAUGAUAGAGAACAACAGAGAUGGACUGAUUGAGUGACUAGUGGCCGUUGUUGCAUACUAUCAUAAGCAAAUAAAUUUUGCUCUCGAAGAACAACUUGCGCCGUCAUCUCUUGCUGUAAGAUCAAUACUAUUUUACUCUCAUGUAUAGUAUUGCUUCAAUGUUGUGGUAUUCCAAUGGCGAAAAGGAAGGCAAAAGGUCUCCAUGGUAUGAUUAGCCAGCCACCCUUAGCUAAUUGGUGCUGGUGAGAAUACGAAGCCACUUCUUCAGUUGCUGUUUGAGAUCAAGGGAAGAAAGAUGAGGUUAAUAGAAUGAGAUGCACAUAAGUGCCUUUGCUGGGUCAUUAUAUAGAUGCUCUAUAAUAAAAGACAUUUAUCUUUUCUUCUUGGAGACUUGCAGGCAGGGUGCAAAAACAGUCUUCCUCGAUGAAACUGCGAAUUAAAAAUCACA
This is a messenger RNA of Botrytis cinerea B05.10, 1487 nucleotides long. RefSeq lists its product as hypothetical. Bases 227 to 1072 code for a protein of 281 amino acids. Gene Ontology annotation, biological process: DNA recombination. The transcript is spliced from 3 exons. Lineage: Eukaryota; Fungi; Ascomycota; Leotiomycetes; Helotiales; Sclerotiniaceae. The record is from RefSeq and is a predicted model, not a curated record.